Thlaspi arvense is the source of this 576-nucleotide messenger RNA. NCBI's taxonomy places the organism in Eukaryota, Viridiplantae, Streptophyta, Magnoliopsida, Brassicales, Brassicaceae. The record is from the annotation of a GenBank genome assembly.
AUGACAAUAAACAACGUACGCUCGUACAUUUUCGCAGGAGAUGAAGUAGCACCGAAGGAAAGAGCUAUUGUCCACGAGGAGACCCCUGUGACGACUGACGAACACCUGCACCCUUGGUCGUCGAAGAUUCCAAAGGGUAUUUUCGUAACUGUAUUGGCAUUAUUGUUAAUUAGCGUGAAAAGCGACGUACGAGCCGGUACCCUUGCCCUUAUAAAAUUCCUUCUUCCCAUUUUCCAUCUCGGCGUCGUCGCGCAUUUAGCGUUUCUCUUAAGCUUCUCUCUCUCUCUCUUUCAAAUUUUGGUUCUCUCCGCUCUCCGUUUCUUCGCGGUUUCCUUCUCUCUCUCGCGUGUAUUUUCUUCAGAGGACGAGCUGCGUGAUGCUGUGUUGCUUGUGUUUGCCAACAAGCAAGAUCUUCCUAAUGCGAUGAACGCUGCUGAAAUCACAGAUAAGCUUGGCCUUCACUCCCUGCGUCAGCGUCACUGGCGUGAUGAAGUUAAAAGUACAUUGCAUCGAGAUGGUUUUGCCUGCAGUGAGUUUGGGAAAAUUUCUGGAUGCAAGAGAGAAGAUUAUAAAUAG